Molecule: messenger RNA, 393 nt
Organism: Epinephelus moara (kelp grouper)
Lineage: Eukaryota; Metazoa; Chordata; Actinopteri; Perciformes; Serranidae
Product: DUF4748 domain-containing protein
Exons: 2
Coding region: 9-377 (122 amino acids)
Source: RefSeq, a predicted model, not a curated record
GCGAUGAAAUGCCACUGCGCAUGCCCGACUGUUCAACAAACAUGGCGGCGCCCUACAUGACAGUUGUCAGGACAGCACUAAAAGGUGUACACCUUGUUCCCGGCCGAUGGCUGGUUACACAGAGGAGCCAAACCUCGUCAUUGAGUCAGUGUUUGCGACUGCAUGCUGCUCACUGUCGGCCGCUGCAUGUCUCCCCUGCUGCCUCCCUGUGCAGCUCUAAGACAGAGCCACAGAGGAGCACCCAGCAACACAGCACAGCUGGCACCCACACAGACAACAGGAGGGCCGAGGAAGAGGAGGAGGAAGAGGAGGGUCCUGAAUACAUUCCCAAGAAAAAGGCAAAGAACCCCAUGAUGAAGGUUGGCUAUGCCUGGUGAGUCUCUUCAUUUCUGU